Messenger RNA from Neltuma alba, 342 nucleotides. RefSeq names its product ribonuclease 1-like. The record is from RefSeq and is a predicted model, not a curated record. The transcript has 2 exons. Gene Ontology annotation, biological process: RNA catabolic process. NCBI's taxonomy places the organism in Eukaryota, Viridiplantae, Streptophyta, Magnoliopsida, Fabales, Fabaceae. Bases 1 to 342 code for a protein of 113 amino acids. Gene Ontology annotation, cellular component: extracellular region. Gene Ontology annotation, molecular function: ribonuclease T2 activity; RNA binding.
AUGAGUUUUUGGAAAAGACAGUGGAACAAGCACGGAAAACGCUUUUCAAACAAGUUCAAUCCACAACAGUAUCUCCGAAUAACGAUUAACCUUGCAAGGAAUCAUGCGAAGCACAUCUUUGAUGAACUUGUUAAACAAGGAAUCAAACCAGAUGGAACUACCGCACGUCGGAAGGCAGAUCCACGAGAAGCUGUAAAGCAGAUCAUGGGUUAUUAUCCAAUGCUAAACAUACAAUUGAAUGACUCAGGGGAACAUCUGCUUCUUGAGAUUCGUCUGUGUGUCAACAACGAUGGGGUUAAACUCUUCCAUUGUGACUCUCUUUAUAUAUUUGCGGCUCCUUAA